AUGUGGGAAGGCAAAGAGAGAGAAAUUGGGAAGGCUGAAAGCAGUUACCGGGGCAUGAGCACGGAACAAAGAAGUAAGAUUUUAGAGAUGAGCAACUGAAACCCAACAUUGAGAGAGAGAAGCAAGCGAAAAUCUCACAAACAAUCCAUUUGGAGUGGGAAAAAGUGAACAGUGGAAGGUGCAGUAAUGAAUUCAGCCUAACUUAUUCCACUAAGAUCCACUUUCCAGACUUUCUGAUGAGUCAGACUCAAGCUGAAGAGCGGCUGGUUUCUUGAUCAAAGGUUUGUUCCUGAGAACAUUGUCCAUUUCUGGACUGUGUCCUGUCACCGAUCUUCUGUACAUCUUUCAUGUGCAAGUCUUUGACCAUGUUGGACGUUGAUUGCUAAGGCACUUUUUUUUUUGCCAUAGAUUUGAUCACUUCCAAAGGACGCUGCAUGCGGAGCCUUAAAGCAUUCUUCUGAGCCCACAGCAACUUCCAAUGAAACAAUGAGGGAAAGUCAUAAGGAGUAUGCAGACGACAAUGAGAAAGGGAUCCAUAUUAUCAAUAUCAAGGCAAUUGAAGACAUCGCAUAUGUCCAGUCUGAUGGCAUGUUGCUAAACUCCUUGGGAGCAGAUCGGGACACCGGCUGUAAACAUGGCUUAUUCUUUGGAGAUGGGCAGAGGAAAGUGGAUUAUAUCCUGGCAUUCACCUACAAGAAGUCUUCUGGCAGCAGAACACCACACAAAAAGAACCAUAACAGCAACUCUGUACAUAGCUUGCACAGCCCAAAGGAUGAUCACCAUCUGCCUGGGGGAGGAGCUGACCUGGAGGCAAUGGAAGCAGAGCCUAAAAUGGAUUAUCAUGAAGAUGACAAACGUUUCCGAAGGGAAGAAUAUGAAGGCAACCUGAUAGAGACUGGUCUAGAACUGGAAAGGGAUGAAGAGACCAAACUGCAUGGCGUUGGCUUUGUAAAGAUCCACGCUCCUUGGAAUGUUCUGUGCAGAGAAGCUGAGUUUAUGAAACUCAAGAUGCCCACAAAAAAGGUGUAUCAUAUAAACCAGACACCAGAUCUAAUGCAGAAACUGAGCUCUUUUAUUCAGAAAAUAUGCGAACCAAUUCAGCCAAAGGUUGCUGGGCUCCGACCCCAGACAGUGAAACAUCUCUCCUACCCCUUCUCCAGGGAGAAGCAGCACUUAUUCGAUAUGUCAGACAAGGACUCGUUUUUUGACAGCAAAACAAGAAGUUCCAUUGUGUAUGAAAUCUUGAAGCGGACAACUUGCACCAAAGCCAAAUACAGCAUGGGAAUUACCAGUUUGCUUGCCAAUGGUGUGUACAGUGCUGCCUAUCCACUGCACGAUGGUGACUAUGACAGUGAAGCUGAAGCCAACGAUAGGAAGCUGCUGUGUGACGAAUGGGCAAGUUAUAGCGCUUUUUACAAGUUCCAACCGAUUGACCUUGUCAGGAAAUAUUUUGGAGAGAAGAUAGGCUUGUACUUUGCCUGGCUAGGAGUUUAUACUCAGAUGCUUAUUCCAGCUUCAGUUGUGGGAAUAAUAGUGUUCCUGUAUGGAUGUGCCACUGUUGAUGAGAAUAUUCCAAGUAUGGAGAUGUGUGACACAAGAUACAACAUUACCAUGUGCCCCCUGUGCGACAGGACUUGUAACUACUGGAAGAUGAGUUCUGCAUGUGGUACAGCCAGGGCCAGCCAUCUUUUUGACAACCCGGCUACAGUAUUCUUCUCAGUCUUCAUGGCUUUAUGGGCUGCCACUUUCAUGGAGCACUGGAAGAGAAGACAGAUGCGCCUCAACUACCGAUGGGACCUAACUGGUUUUGAAGAGGAAGAGGGCAUGGUCAAGGAUCAUCCAAGGGCAGAAUAUGAGGCCAAAGUUCUGCAGAAGUCUCUGAAAAAAGAAUACAGGAACAAAGAGAAGCAACAACACGUUCCUGAAGACAACCCAAACAAGUGGAAGCAGAGAGUUAAGACAGCUAUGGCUGGGGUGAAAUUGACUGAAAAGGAGAAGCUGACCUGGAGAGACAGGUUUCCGGCUUAUCUAACAAAUAUGGUGGGGAUCAUUUUCAUGAUUGGUGUGACGUUUGCAAUUGUGUUUGGAGUCAUCAUUUACCGAAUAUCCACCGCUGCGGCCUUAGCAAUGAGCUCGAACCCCAACACCCGUGCAAAUGUGAGGGUCACUGUCACAGCAACGGCAGUGAUCAUCAACUUGGUGGUGAUUCUGAUCCUUGAUGAAGUGUAUGGUGCUAUUGCCCGGUGGCUUACACAGCUUGAGGUCCCCAAAACUGACAAGACAUUUGAAGAACGCUUGAUAUUCAAGGCUUUCCUGCUGAAGUUUGUCAACGCUUACACACCCAUUUUUUACGUGGCCUUCUUUAAGGGCAGGAUUGUUGGACGGCCUGGAGAUUACUACUAUAUAUUUCAGUCAUUUAGAAUGGAGGAGUGUGCCCCUGGUGGUUGUUUGAUGGAACUGUGCAUCCAGCUAAGUAUCAUUAUGUUGGGGAAGCAGCUGAUUCAGAACAAUCUCUUCGAGAUUGGAAUCCCAAAGAUGAAGAAGUUGAUCAGAUAUCUUAAGUCAAAAAGGCAGUCCUAUAAGGACCAUGAAGAGCACUUGAAGAAGAAGCAACGUUAUGAGGAGGAUCAUAACCUAGAACCUUUUGCAGGACUAACUCCAGAGUACAUGGAAAUGAUUAUACAGUUUGGUUUUGUCACCCUAUUUGUUGCCUCUUUUCCACUGGCUCCACUUUUUGCUUUGCUGAACAAUAUAAUUGAAAUCCGGCUAGAUGCAAAGAAAUUCAUUACUGAGCUCAGGAGACCCGUAGCUGUAAGGGCAAAAGAUAUUGGUAUCUGGUAUAACAUCAUUCGAGGAGUUGGAAAGCUUGCUGUUAUAAUCAAUGCCUUUGUGAUCUCUUUCACAUCCGACUUCAUACCACGACUUGUUUACCUCUACAUGUACAGUCCAGAUGGCACAAUGCAUGGCUUUGUGAACCACACGCUCUCCUACUUUAAUGUCAGCGAUUUUAAACCAGGGAAUGAACCCACUCAACCUGUAGAUUUUGGAUAUAAAGUGGAAGUGUGCAGGUACAAAGAUUACAGAGAACCAGCCUGGUCUUUAAAUAAAUACGAUAUUAACAAAGAUUAUUGGGCUGUGCUGGCAGCACGACUGGCUUUUGUUAUAGUUUUUCAGAACUUGGUCAUGUUCAUGAGUGAUUUUGUAGACUGGAUCAUUCCAGAUAUUCCCAAAGAUAUCAGCGAACAGAUCCACAGGGAGAAGGUCCUCGUGGUUGAGGUGUUCCUGAAAGAAGAGCAGGGAAAAUUGCAAAUGCUGGAAACAUGGAAGGAGCGCGAGCGAAAAAAAGGAGAAAACUGCAAAAGCCCAAGACUCUCCCGCAGUCAGAGAGGAAGUUCAGCCUCUAUGUAUUGUCAUCGUGCGGAUGUUUAAAGAGUGCGCAGGACGGUUUAAGGCUUUCAUUCCACUGAUCAAAAUAAUCAGCAACUCGACCCACCAAGAGCUAAUGAGUUCAUCUUUCAACUAAAUUAGCUCUACCCUUGGUGAAAAUUGCAGGACCAUGUUUUAAAAUGAGCAGAAACCCUUUAAAACACUGCUCAUGUGUGUUAAAAUUACUAAACUUAGCAAUAGUAUAGGUUCAUUUGAUCUUUAUUGGGUUUUUUUUUUCUUGGUUGUGCUGGAGAUCCUUCAAAACUGUUUCUGAGCUUUACUCGUAGAAUUAACCCCUGUGACUGCUGGAGGUCUUGAUGUCCAUUGUAAUAUUUUGCACAGAGUUCUGAUUUUAAGGCUUGCAUGAGACAAGCGCCUAGUUCCAUGGAUAUCUUUACUGGACACGUCUGUGCUGACAUUCCGCAGUGGACAAUUUCCGAGUGCACUUAGGGCACCUGAAUCGGAAAGAUUCUUGGAAUGAUUCUCUUUCUACCAAGAGGUGGAUGUAUUGGUUAUCGGUUGCACGAUGUACCUCUUCUUUGGUCAUGAAGAAUUUUUCACUGUCCGUACUGGACAGUUCCGUUGAAUGCAGCUUGCGAAGCCGAGGCUGUGUUAACAGGUUAAGCCUGCAGAGAGAAUAUUUUUAUAGAAACUACCUAUGCAAUGUAAAGAUUUCCUUUUCUUUAUAUAAAACUUUUAUACCUAUUUAUUGAUGCAAAGUUUAUUAGGAAGCAGUAUAUUCCUGCUUCCGCUUUCAUGACGGGAAAAAAAAAAAUCUGCACCGGCCUUCGGUACUAGAAAACCUCGGUUAACAAAAUUGCAUUGUCUGUUUUUAUUGUUUUGAAUUUACAUAGUUUGAUUAAAAAAAACAAUUUUAACUUGCCAUUGUUUAUGCAACUUAAAACGUUAAACCUGCGACGUGUAAUGUGCUUUCAUCUGCAGGUGUCGGGUGCCUUUUAAGACUGGCAAUGUUGCAUAGCCAUCGUUCUACACACUGGCCAACCAAGGACACACAAAAAAAGGUCUAUGGUGGCUUCAGGACGUGAUUUACAGGAAUGUUUAUACCAGGGACGGAACUAGGGGUAGACAGAAGUGGCACUUGCCUAGGGCGGAAAGGCACAGGGGCGCCAGGCACGUACAUCUUCUGACGCCUUCCCCGAGCUCGGACCGCUAUGUUCAGAAGCUGUGGCUGCACUUCUAUGUAGUUUACGCAUGCACA
Molecule: messenger RNA, 4645 nt
Organism: Xenopus laevis (African clawed frog)
Lineage: Eukaryota; Metazoa; Chordata; Amphibia; Anura; Pipidae
Gene: ano1.S
Product: anoctamin 1, calcium activated chloride channel S homeolog
Exons: 27
Coding region: 487-3429 (980 amino acids)
Biological process (GO): chloride transmembrane transport
Cellular component (GO): plasma membrane; membrane
Molecular function (GO): chloride channel activity; protein dimerization activity; intracellularly calcium-gated chloride channel activity
Source: RefSeq, a predicted model, not a curated record